AUGAUACUUGAAUGUUUCAGUCUGACCGGUCAUUUGCAGCGAUCAUGUAUUUCGAUCCACAACAUCCGUCUACUAAACCGCCAGACGCUGAACCGUCCCGACAACUUUCUGGAGGAGAAGAAUACGAUAAUAAUCAUUCUAAAGAUGGCACUGAAUCGAAGAGGUUGUCUCUCGAGCAAAUAUCUCGAAUUCACGGCAUCAUCCAGCAAGCAAUUUGCAAAUCAACUGGUCAUCGAAGUGCCUGUCAAUACGUACAAAAAUGCGAAAAAGAUCAAAGGAGUUGGAUCUGCUCAUCGCGAGACGAAACACUUUUCAAGUACAACCACAAUGCACGGUCCAAAAAGAAUAUUUUAUGGGAAAGGAGUUGCUCGUGCAUUUUGGAUUCUCAUCGUUGGACUCGCGUUGGCAAUGUUAUGCUUUCAGAUUUUCGUUCUUCUUCAGAUGUACUUUUCGAAACCAACAUUAUCACAAGUUUCGUUCAUUGUGAAUGAGGGAGGAAUGGAUUUUCCAGCUGUCACUGUUUGCAAUUUCAACCCAAUUAAAAAAUCAUAUGUACGAGAAUUGAAUGCAUCUGGAGAUUUGACAGGGGAAACGUUAGAAUAUCUUCUACAGACAAACAUGGAUGCAAUGUUUGUGUUUAGUAAUCUAGAUCGGCAUAAUUUGAAAAAAAGUGAGAUCAUUUGGGAAAAAAUUGAAAGACAAAAGUGUGGAAUUUCAGCACAUGACGAAGCGGAAACAUACUUUCAAAACCAUACAGACUUUCAAAUCAUUAAUUUUCUGAGGACCGCUGGAUACGAUUGUGGAGAAAUGUUUCUGACAUGUUAUUUCGGAGGAAGAAGAUUUGAUUGCUGUAAAUACAUGAAACCAAAAGUCACAUCACUAGGAAAAUGUUGGGAACUGGAUCUUCAAAAUCUGGCGCCUGAAUGGAUGCGAAAACAAAUAUCUCCUGGAAGUGAAGCAGGGCUUCAAAUGAUUGUUGAUGCACAAUUGGAAGAAGAAUUAAGAGGAGAAAAUGGAGAUGCAAAAGCGAUUUUCUCAGAUAUCUAUGAAAAUGGAUUCAGAUAUUACAUUCAUCCGCCAGGAGCAAAUGCUGAGUUGUCAUCAGAAGGUAUUAGUGUUUCCCCUUCAAGAACUGUUUACUCUGCUAUCAAAACUGUCUCGCACAAUCUGUUGAGUCGUCGAAAUUGGGGAAACUGUUCGGAGCAUUGGCCAGGGCACUACGAUACUUUCCUUUACUAUUCCGCAUCCGCAUGUCGUGCUCUUUGCAUUGCUCAACACUUCAAUAACACAUGUGGAUGUGCUCCAUUCACUUACAAUGUUGAUGGAAAGAAGAAGAUUUGUGCUCCUUACGAGUCGAUAACUUGUAUGGAUGAAUAUAUGCUUCGAAAAGUGAAUGGGACGGAUUAUUUGGAAUUGCCAGAUUGUACAGAGUGUCAUAUGGAAUGCCAAAGUACCAGUUAUACAUCAUACAAUUCUUACGGAGAUGGAUUCAACAGAGGAUCGUUAGAGUGGUUGAAAAAAAUUAGUAAUAAAACAGAAUCGCAUAUCAAGAGCAAUGUGGCAGUCAUCAAUAUAUUCUUUUUGGAGAUGUUCUACACUUCUUACUCUCAAGUUCAAGCAACAUCUCUUACCGAGAUUCUAUCAGAUAUUGGUGGUAACAUGGGAAUGUUCCUGGGAAUGUCAGUUAUCACAAUCACUGAACUAACUUUGUUCUUCUCAAAGAUUUUCUGGAUUAUGGUUUCGAAGAGAAGAAGGCAAUACAUGUACUCAAAGAAAAAGAACGAGAAGGAAAAAGAACAACAACUGGAUGAUGCAGUCAAAGAGUUUCAAGAACGAAGAUCUAGAAGAAAUUCUAGAGAGAAUAUAUCGGCACUCAGCAACUACAGUAACCGAAUAAUGCCGAUUGAAGAAUUCCAAAAGAAGUUUGCUUACAAAAACGGGAAUUCAGAAGAAAACCUUUCGUCGGCUAGUUUGGACAGUGUUAUUGAGCUGAAAUUCGACAUCAAUGAGUUACGUCGCCAGUUAAACCAGCAAUCUUCGGAUGGCAUCGCCAGAAUCCGGUUACCAAAUCAGACAACACGUCCCAACUCGACAAAUCUAGAAAAUUAUUCAUCAACUCCCCCGAUUUUCACAAUAGAACCGAGCUCCAGAAGAUCCUCUCAAACGCCAUCUCCUCCUUCGAAACCUCCGAAUUCUCAGUCACCGAAAUAA
Molecule: messenger RNA, 2211 nt
Organism: Caenorhabditis briggsae
Lineage: Eukaryota; Metazoa; Nematoda; Chromadorea; Rhabditida; Rhabditidae
Exons: 9
Coding region: 1-2211 (736 amino acids)
Biological process (GO): sodium ion transmembrane transport
Cellular component (GO): membrane
Molecular function (GO): ligand-gated sodium channel activity
Source: RefSeq, a predicted model, not a curated record